AUGAAACUUAUCUUUUUAACCAUUGUCCUUUGUGUGACAAUUUCUGUCGCUCAUGGAACAAAACUGUUGGCAUCGUCAACACGGCAGAUGAAUCGUCGAGAAACCAAACUAGUCAGACGAUUAGUCAAACGACAAGCAUUGAAUGAUGCAAAUUGUGAUCGACGUGCUUGUAAUGUUCCCAAUUGUGGUAAAGAUUUUGUCGCUGCUGCCUUACCUGGAGAAUGCUGCGAAAAAUGUGUACCAUGGGAAUAUGCAGCAAGCUUAGGUAUUCGAUAUCCACAAGCGCCACCACCACCACAGCCGUCUUAUGACGCACGAUCACAACAAGGUUACGCGUAUAAUCAAUAUGCGUAUAAUCAGGCACAACGUGUAGAUGUCUAUAUAUUCGGACCGCAGGACGGUGCACGUGUGUCAAGCGGACAAAGCAUUUAUUUUGAUUGCGAAGUUGUUUCACCUUAUAAUCAAUAUGCUCAGCCACGUUGGACACGAUCUGGCAACCAGCCAUUACAAUAUAAAGCUCAAAGCACAACAUUACCAGGCGAUCGCAAACUUGUUCGAUUAACAAUUCCAGAUGCAACUCAAAGCGAUGCUGGUCGAUACGAAUGUAAUGGCGGCACGGGAAAUCCAAAUGAUCAAGCGUCAAUAGAUUUACAAGUCACCGAUGGUGGUUAUUACCCACGGCCACCAUCUCCACCACAACCACAACCACAAUAUCCUCAAUAUGAUCCAUAUAAUCAGUAUCCAUAUAAUCAACCGAACUAUUACCCACAACGGCCUCAAACACCGCCGCCGCCACCCCAGCCCCGGCCACAGCCACAGCCACAACCACAACCUCAGCCUCAACCAAACGCAGGCGAUGAGGGCGAAGAUGAUGGAGUUGAUGAUGAAGAUGCGGGUGGUGAAUACGAACAAGGACCAGCAGCAAGCGAUACAACAUCAACCACAGCUAAACCAGCGCCUCAAGAAAAUCGAGAUUCUAAUAAUCCAGAAGACGAUGGAGAAUAUCCCGAAGAUUAUACAGAUAACGAAAAGUAA
This is a messenger RNA of Adineta ricciae, 1035 nucleotides long. The record is from the annotation of a GenBank genome assembly. NCBI's taxonomy places the organism in Eukaryota, Metazoa, Rotifera, Eurotatoria, Adinetida, Adinetidae.